Molecule: messenger RNA, 1761 nt
Organism: Conger conger (European conger)
Lineage: Eukaryota; Metazoa; Chordata; Actinopteri; Anguilliformes; Congridae
Gene: ddx49
Product: DEAD (Asp-Glu-Ala-Asp) box polypeptide 49
Exons: 13
Coding region: 131-1570 (479 amino acids)
Molecular function (GO): ATP binding; RNA helicase activity; nucleic acid binding
Source: RefSeq, a predicted model, not a curated record
GCGUCUCCUGACAAGUUACACGAGUUCUCUUCGAACUGUUUACCAGCGGCGUGCGGUCUUCGAACCCAGUAUUCCCCUUGCGAAUCAAAACAAUACAGAAAUCAUAAAGGAGUGUGCUUAAGAAAGAAACAUGUCGGAUUUCUCAUCGCUCGGCCUGUCGGAUUGGUUGAUUCAACAGUGUAAACAAAUGGGCAUUACAAAACCAACUCCAGUCCAGGAGAGCUGUGUUCCAGCCAUUCUAGACGGUCGUGACUGUAUGGGCUGCGCCAAGACUGGAAGCGGAAAGACCGCUGCUUUUGUACUGCCAGUUUUACAGAAGCUAGCAGAGGAUCCUUACGGAAUCUUCUGUUUGGUGCUGACACCUACCAGGGAACUGGCGUAUCAGAUCGCGGAGCAGUUCAGGGUCCUGGGAAAACCCAUGGGCCUACGGGACUGCAUCGUUGUUGGUGGAAUGGAUAUGGUAACUCAGGCCCUGGCACUCUCCAAGAAGCCCCAUGUUGUAGUUGCAACGCCGGGAAGACUUGCAGAUCACAUCCGCAGCUCCAACACCUUCAGCAUGAAAAAAAUCAAAUUUUUGAUUUUAGACGAAGCGGACCGUCUCCUUGAGCAGGGGUGCACAGACUUCACAAAAGACCUGGAGGUCAUCCUGAGUGCUGUUCCUGCCUCCAGGCAAACUCUGCUGUUCAGCGCCACGCUCACCGACACACUACAGGAGCUGAAGAGCAUCGCCAUGAACAGACCCUUCUUCUGGGAGAGCAAGUCAGAGGUACGCACUGUGGAUGAGCUGGACCAAAGAUAUAUCCUCACCCCUGAAAAAGUAAAGGAUGCCUAUCUGGUUCAUCUGAUUCAGAAGUUCCAGGACGAGCAUGAGGACUGGUCCAUCAUGAUCUUCACCAACACCUGCAAGAAUUGCCAAAUUCUUACGAUGAUGCUACGCGAAUUUGAUUUCCCGGCCAUCUCCCUUCACUCGAUGAUGAAGCAGAAACAACGUUUUUCGAACCUUGCCAAGUUCAAGUCGAGUGUCUUUAAGAUUCUGAUUGCAACAGAUGUCGCUGCGAGGGGUCUAGACAUCCCAACGGUCCAGGUUGUGAUCAACCAUAACACACCAGGCUUGCCGAAGAUAUACAUUCACAGAGUUGGUCGAACUGCCAGAGCAGGACGUCAUGGUGUUUCCAUCACUCUUGUGACACAGUAUGAUAUCCACCUGGUCCAUUCCAUUGAGGAAAAUAACCAAGCCAAACUGAAGGAGCAUCCAGUGGAGGAGAGCGAAGUUCUGAAGAUCCUCACUCAAGUCAAUGUGACCAGACGGGAGUGUGAAAUCAAACUCGAGUCAACAGAUUUUGAUGAGAAGAAAGAAAUUAACAAAAGAAAACAGAUGAUUUUGGAAGGGAAGGACCCUGACCUGGAGCAGAAGAGGAAAGUGGAACUGGAGCGUAUCCGGAGCGAGAAGAGGAAGUUUAAGGAGCGGAUUCAGGAGAGCAUCCAGAGGAAGCAGGAUGUGAAACUCAGGAAAAGACUGCAGAAGAAGAAACACACUCAACGGAGAAAAGCAGAGAACACCACGACCUGAGAGCCGGUGCUGCUGAAUUAGUACAAUGAACUCUCUUUAGCGGUUUGUUUUUUCGAAGAGUAUCAAUGGGAACACUCUGAUUCAUAUAUAAUUAAUUGCUUGGUGUACUGGAAUACUGGUGGAGCACAUGAAGUGGCUUUGUAUAAUUACAUCAUGUUAGGCUGUUAUUAAAUUAUACUGAGUUUCUACAA